AUGGGCAGUCUAUCUACGGAGCUCGACCACUGGACCGCAGGACCCAACCUGUAUCCAAAGAGAAAACCAGUGCCCCCUGCCCAACGAGGAAUUGCCGCACCAUGCAGCACCGAGCAGUUCAAGACUAAAAGCUACAAGCACAAGCCACUUGCAAAACGAUGGCAUCCAUACAUGAGCACCGAGUCAGCCAGCCGAACGGGCUCAUCUCUCAAGGCAUCAAUGAAGCAUCUCCAGAAUCCAAACGUCAUCUCCCUGGGGGGUGGAACUCCUCUUAGCGACUUUAUUCCCUUCGACGAGGUUGUUAUACGACCUCCUUCGCUCGAGAAUCUCAAAACGGAAAAAAAGAGAAACUCUACAUCAAUAACAACCCUACACGCCACAAAGCACGAUAUCGCUGAUGGCACCAGUAUCUACGACCUCUCUGUUGCUUUGAAUUAUGGGCAAGGUUACGGAUCGGCGCAAUUCAUGCGUUGGAUCACGGAGCAUACAGAAAUCUUUCAUGAUCCGCCAUAUUCUGACUGGCAAUGCUCCUUAACCAUUGGCAACACAUCGGCUUUUGACAUGUGCUUGAGGAUGUUGACAGAGCCCGGUGACUGUGUCUUGGCUGACAAGUACACAUUUUCAACUGCUAUUGAAACUGCCCUGCCCCUGGGCAUCAACUUUGUGGGAGUUGACAUGGACCGCGAAGGCAUGCUUCCAGGCAGCCUUGAUGAAGUACUUGAGAAUUGGGAUCCUGAAGCGCACAAGAAGGCCCGCAAGCCAUCUGUGCUAUAUGCCAUUCCGACUGGCCAAAACCCUACCGGCACCACCCAAAGCAUUGAGCGCCGCAAAGAGAUUUACAAAAUAGCCCAGCGGCACGAUUUAAUCAUCUUGGAAGACGACCCAUACUACUUUUUGCAGAUGGACCCCUAUGGCUCUUCCUCUACUGAAGAUGGACCAGCUACAGCCGAGAUACGAUCAUCCGCCGACUUCCUAAAAAGGCUCAUCCCCUCAUAUCUUAGUCUAGACGUUGACGGACGGGUUAUCCGCAUGGAUUCCUUCAGCAAGGUGAUUAGCCCUGGAGCUCGUCUCGGUUGGGUUACAGCUUCUGCGCAGCUUAUUGAGCGAUACAAGUACCACACCGACGUUUCAACCCAGAGCCCUGCCGGCUUGAGCCAGUUGGCCAUCUUCAAGCUCGUAGACGAACAUUGGGGACAUGCAGGCUAUACGGAGUGGCUGAUGCACUUGCGCUCAGAGUACACCAAGAGAAGGGACUUUAUCAUAUCUGCCUGUGAGCGAUAUUUGCCGACGAAAAUUGUUCGUUGGGAGCCAACUGAGGCAGGCAUGUUUCAAUGGCUCAAAGUAGACUGGAAGCAACACCCCGAUGCGAAAACCAAGUCGGUCAAUGCCCUUGAAGAGGAGAUAUGGCUAGAAAGCAUAUCGACAGGGGCGCUGGUUGGCCGUGGCAGUUGGUUCCGUGCUUCAGCAGACGUGGCAUACGACGAAGUCUUUUACCGGACGACUUUUGCCGCGGCGCCGCUGUCUAAGAUUGAAGAAGCUGUAAAGCGGUUCGGGGAAGCUAUUAAAAAGGCCUUCAAAGUCGAGCCUGAAAGGAAAGAGGAGAGCUGA
Messenger RNA from Trichoderma asperellum CBS 433.97, 1608 nucleotides. RefSeq lists its product as uncharacterized. The record is from RefSeq and is a predicted model, not a curated record. NCBI's taxonomy places the organism in Eukaryota, Fungi, Ascomycota, Sordariomycetes, Hypocreales, Hypocreaceae. Gene Ontology annotation, molecular function: L-2-aminoadipate:2-oxoglutarate transaminase activity; pyridoxal phosphate binding; aromatic-amino-acid:2-oxoglutarate transaminase activity. Gene Ontology annotation, biological process: aromatic amino acid catabolic process; L-tyrosine biosynthetic process.